GUACGAAAGCAAACAGGGAGUUUUAGAGAAGUCUUUGCUAAUCAUGAAGAAAGGUUUAGGGAUGACAAAGAGAAAGUGAGAAGGUGGAGAUAUGCUUUAACCGAAGUGGCAAGUUUCUCAGGGUGGAAUUCAAAGGAAUGGUACGAAUCAAAGCUGAUAAGAUAUAUUAUUGAAGUUAUAUGGACGAAAUUGCAACCUGUAUCAUUCAGUUAUGCAGAAAAUCUACUCAAGAUUGCAGCCAGUCAAUUUGCUUUUAGAUGUAGUGGUGGAUGACGUCCGCUUCAUUGGUAUAUGGGGAAUGGGCGGGAUUGGUAAGACUACUAUGGUAAGAGCAGUGUAUGAGAGAAUCUCUCGUGAAUUUGAAUUUAGUUUCCUUCUUACUGAUGUUAGAAACUUUGUUGAAAAAAGUGGUCUACUUAAUUUACAAAAGCAACUUCUCUCUGGGAUUUGGACAAAGAAGGCCAACAUAUCAGACCUUCAUGAAGGAGCCAUGAUUAUAAGGAGGUUGUUUGGUGACAAAAAAGUUCUUCUCAUUCUUGAUGAUGUGAACCAUUCAAGUCAUUUAGAAUAUUUGGCAGGAAACCCAGAGUGGUUUGGUUCAUGGAGUAGAGUUCUUAUCACAACUAGAAAUGAGCAUUUGUUGAUUGGACAUGGAGUGGAGAGAAGAUUGAAGGUCGAAGAAUUAAAUGAUGCUGAUUCUCUUCAGGUUUUUAGCCGGAAAGCAUUCAAAAGAGUUUACCCUGAAGGAGAUUUUCUUGGUUUGUCAGAAUAUGUUAUAAGUUAUGCAAAAGGUGUUCCUUUAGCUCUUGAAGUACUGGGUUCUUUUUUGCAUGGAAGAGAUCUAAGUGAAUGGAGAACUACACUGAGAAAACUGGGAAGAGUUUGUAACUUGGAAAUUUUUGACAUACUUAAAAUAAGUUACAAUGAUCUGGAUUCUGAAGAGAAGAAAAUAUUCCUAGACAUUGCAUGUUUCUUUAAUGGACAGGACAAAGAUCGAGUAACAGAAGUACUAAACAGUUGCGAUUUUUCUGUAAUUAUUGGAAUAAAAGUUCUCAUGGAAAGAUCCCUCCUAAAUCUUUCAGAUGGAAGACUAUGGAUGCAUGAUUUCCUCAGGGAAAUGGGUCACGAAAUUGUCCGCCUGGAAUCUCCUACUGAGCACGGCAGGUGCGGUAGGUUGUGGCUUCUUGAAGAUGUCAAACAUGUCUUGACCAAAAAUACUGUAAGAAAUUUAGUACAAGAAUAAUUUUAAUUGUUAUUUGCUAGUACAUUAUAUGACAAGUCAGUCUACUAAA
Messenger RNA from Rosa chinensis, 1292 nucleotides. RefSeq names its product disease resistance protein RUN1-like. Gene Ontology annotation, molecular function: ADP binding. Bases 212 to 1243 code for a protein of 343 amino acids. Gene Ontology annotation, biological process: defense response. Lineage: Eukaryota; Viridiplantae; Streptophyta; Magnoliopsida; Rosales; Rosaceae. The transcript is spliced from 2 exons. The record is from RefSeq and is a predicted model, not a curated record.